CCUACUCCGUCUGUAAAGAAAUGAGUAUGACCACGUACAAGAUUGGCGAUUAACAAGGCCUCCCUGCCAUGCCGAAUUAGUGGCGUCGAUACGCACAACGAGGAUUCAAAAAUUUGACCAUACCGCCGAUCAUGGGGGAGACGUAAGCUGUCACUACUAAAUUCUAUCGUCUACAGUGAGCGCAUUGGUCUUCUAAACCCGGUGCUCCUAUAUAUGCACUCGUGCCAUCCAUCAGCUGGCUACCGUGCCCACUCCUCCAUAGAAUUCCUGAACUUCUUACUGCAAGAGAGCACAAGCACCUCAUGAGGGAUCAUAGCUGGGUGGACGCCGGGCUUCACGGGUCCCAUUGCAACAACAGGAAAUCAGGGUUCGGCGCAGGCUGGAGUCGACCAGCAGCAGCUGACAUUUCCGGUUCGGACGGACUUCGUCAGGAUGACGAGCUCCGCGGCGACUGGUGCCCGGCAAUGCUGUCGAUCGGGACGUUCGGGGCAGUCGAUGGCCGCAGGGGCGAGCUGCAGAGGAUGCAGGCGGAGCUCACAUUGCUCAUGAGCGCCAAGGCCAUGGCCACAGCAGCGGCGGAGGGAGAGGACGACAAGAGGCGUCACCGGACGCCCAAGAGGUCCCCCUGUGGAGGGAUGGUCAAGCACAGGUCCUUCAGGAAGUUCUUGUCAGCUGCCUUCAGCAACUUCCUGCCCAAACCAAUCUUCAGGGGAACAACACCUGGACCGACACCCGCUCAGAUACCCUGGCCAUCACCCCAUGACGACAUACCCAGCGAUAACUGGGCGAUGUCAGAGGCGACGAUCAAGAGCUACCGAACGGCGCAUUUGCCUUGGAGAGGCAAAGCGAUGGGUGAGGAACAUGGGAGCAAAUGGAUCAGAACAGAUUCAGAGUAUAUCGUGCUGGAGAUCUGAACUCACAAGAUGGCGGCGACUAGGAGGAGGGGGGCCGGCUCCUGAUACAGUUUUCUUUGGGUACAUGUACAUGCCUGUAUCCAAAUUGUUUUGUCAGCUGUAACACUACGUUUUUGUGUCCUCUACCGUUAUGUAAGUGGGCAUUCGAGUAGUUUUACAGUUGACUUGGUGAUAGGUUAUCUUAGAGACUAACACCAAUGCCCUUGGUAGCAUCUGGUGCAAGCAAAACUGAUAUAUGAACAUGCUUUCUCCUCAACCAUCAAAUGUACAUCUGGUCAUUCAAGU
This is a messenger RNA of Triticum dicoccoides, 1199 nucleotides long. RefSeq lists its product as uncharacterized. The record is from RefSeq and is a predicted model, not a curated record. The transcript is spliced from 5 exons. Bases 303 to 914 code for a protein of 203 amino acids. NCBI's taxonomy places the organism in Eukaryota, Viridiplantae, Streptophyta, Magnoliopsida, Poales, Poaceae. Gene Ontology annotation, biological process: regulation of growth; gravitropism.